CAAAAAAAGUGAAUUCGGAGUUUCAAUAAAGGAAAAGCACCGAUGCCCUACUUUGGCGCCUCUUUUUCGACAGCCUGUCUUCUAAACUCGGACAAAGCACUUUUUUCUUUUUUCAGCCUAAUGGAGCAACUCGUACAGCAAAAAUUUAACGAUGCCUUGGCGUCCGGUGAUGUUCAGUUUACCGAAGCGUCCAAAGUUCGAAAGGAAGUAGGAGGUGUUAAUUUCGAAAUCACCUAUGCACCUCAUCUCGGCAAAAAGCCCCAAGGCGGUGCGGCGGAAAAGUCGGAUAGUAAGCCGAAUCCUUUUGAAAAUCCGGCCUCGCCUCUUAUCGUUGAAGAAACCGACCAUCACCGUAUCCUCUUGAACAAGUUUUGCGUCGUCCCACAGCACUUACUCGUCGUUACCAAAGAAUUCAAGGAUCAGAAAGAACCACCGUUUCCUGAGGACUUGUAUGAGACGUGGCGCGUCAUGCGGUCGGCCUACGGUCCGAAUCGCGCCGUGGCAUUCUAUAACUGUGGCCCAUGCUCGGGAGCAAGCCAACGUCACAAACAUGUGCAAUUGAUGCCGCUGAAGGACAGCGGUGCCCAGCCGCCCAUUUUAGCUCUCUACACCAAGAUGCAGGAUAAAAAAGCAGGUCAAAUUUAUACCAUGUCGGCAUUACCGUUUGUUCACGUUAUUACACCUCUGGAUCGUGCAUUCAUCGACAGCACAUCUGACAAGGACAUUUUGACGGAUUAUCUUGGGCAGAUGUUUUUCGGGUUAUUGGACAACAUGUUUCAACAAAUGCGCGAGAACGCGAAUCCAAUGGACAUGUCGUACAACUUUAUCUUGACCGAAGACUUUAUGAUGAUGGUCCCUCGAAGCAAAGAAAUUGCGGUGAUCCCCUUUGAUGGUCAAGAUAUUGAGCUCUCUCUGAAUUCGCUGGCAUUUGCGGGACUUUUACUAGUGAAGAAGCAGGAACAGUUGGAAGCAUUGCAAUCUCAUCCCAAUCUCAUGGAGGUGCUUCAACAAGUCGGUAUUCCAUGGGCUCCGCCCACCAAUCCAGAAGAAGAAAAAGUUGAAUAAAGCUUUUAGAGUCAUCAACACAUGAAAUAUG
Radiomyces spectabilis is the source of this 1096-nucleotide messenger RNA. Its product is annotated as HIT-like domain-containing protein. Bases 43 to 1065 code for a protein of 340 amino acids. Gene Ontology annotation, molecular function: ATP binding; ATP:ADP adenylyltransferase activity. Lineage: Eukaryota; Fungi; Mucoromycota; Mucoromycetes; Mucorales; Radiomycetaceae. Gene Ontology annotation, biological process: nucleotide metabolic process. The transcript has 5 exons. The record is from RefSeq and is a predicted model, not a curated record.